This is a messenger RNA of Hemiscyllium ocellatum (epaulette shark), 5373 nucleotides long. RefSeq names its product TBC1 domain family, member 24 (gene tbc1d24). The transcript has 8 exons. NCBI's taxonomy places the organism in Eukaryota, Metazoa, Chordata, Chondrichthyes, Orectolobiformes, Hemiscylliidae. The record is from RefSeq and is a predicted model, not a curated record. Bases 290 to 1990 code for a protein of 566 amino acids.
CGUCGGUGGGACAUUGAGGGGACAAGCGGCGUUGGUGGCGGUGAGUGACAGACAGACAGACAGACGGACGGUAAUUCAUUCAGCAGAAAAGAACUCCAGGUUUCUCAGCUUUUUGAUGCAGGUGCUUGCAUUGGAUGAAGGUUAACUGCAAACCAUUAAAUGUCCUGCAUGGGAAAAUUGGGUAAUUGGAUUGGAUACUGUGAAAAACAGGUGCACCUUGAGGAUCAAAUUCUGUCCCCUCGCCUUCAAUUCUCAAAUAUUGAAACAAAAGGAUCAGUGAGCUCCAGCUAUGUCUUACAUGGAGAGUGGACAGUUUGUGGAUUGGGACAAAAUGAUUGACCUGGAGAAGGAUAGUCCUGUGGUCCCAUCCCGCAUAGAUAGCAACUUGUUAAAGCAGUACGCACGACAAGGUUACUGGUCAAAGAGCCACUCUUUAAGAACAAAAAUCUAUGAACAAAUCAUCAAAGCUGUCUCAUGCAGGACAGUGACACCUGAUGCUGAGGUAUACAAGGAUAUUGUUGGAAAAAUCACAGGAAUAAAAAAUGCCUCAACUCUGCCAAUGCCAGAAUUUGUCAAUGGUAGUGCAGUACCAAACUAUUGUCUGAACACCGAUGGAAUUGUUGCAGUUAGGAAGAUUGUGGUUUGUAUUUCCAACCAGUUUCCAGACAUCUCUUUCUGUCCUGUGCUGCCAGCCAUUGUAGCACUGCUCCUACAUUACAGCACUGAUGAAGCAGACUGUUUUGAGAAGGUGUGCCGGCUCUUGGCUUGUAACGACCGUACAAAACAUUUCAUAGAUCAAACCUUCCUGGCCUAUGAGUCCUCUUGUAUGACCUUUGGAGAUCUAGCCAACAAAUACUGCCAAGGUGCCCACAAGCUAAUAGUGAGUGCUUCAGAGGAUGUCCUGGAGGUUUACUCUAAUUGGCUACGAUGGAUUUUUGGAGACCUGCCAUUUAACUAUGCAGUCCGUGUGUUAGAUAUCUUCUUUGUCGAAGGAUUUAAAGUACUUUACAGGGUAGCAUUGGCUGUGCUCAAAUUUUUCCGAAAAGUCAGAAUCAGGCAGUCUGAAAAAUCUGCUGACAUUCGAACUGAUAUCCAGAACUUCAUUCAAGGAAUUGCUGACCAUGUCCCAAUUGAGAAGCUGUUGGACAAAGCAUUCUCUAUUCGCCUGUUCUCAAGGAAGGAGAUCCGUUUGCUUCGUGAUGCCAAUGAAAAAGCACUGAAGCAAAAAGGCAUCACAGUAAAUCAAAAGAGACAUAAUGUUCAUCUAGCAGUCAAUGUUGAAAAUUUCAAAUCUGAAGUUGUCAGUGCAAAGGAGAUGAGAGAAAUUUGGUCCUGGAUCCCAGAGCGAUUUGCCCUGUGCCAACCAAUGUUGAUUUUUACUACUUCAGAUGAUGGUUAUAGCCUGACUAGAUUUUAUGCUCGCUGUGAAGGCUAUGAACCAACCAUCAUUCUCAUCAAAACAACUGAGGCUGAGGUUUGUGGUGCUUACCUGUCAACAGAUUGGAUAGAACGGAGGCAAGGAGGAAACAAGCUAAGUUAUUUUGGCACAGGGGAAUGUUUUGUGUUUAAGCUACAACCUGAAAUGGAAAGAUAUGAAUGGGUUAUUAUUAAACAUCCAGAGAUAGAAGCUUCUAAAAGCCUUCGGGAGGCUUGCCCAGAGGCACCACAGCAGCCUGGUAUCUUGGAUACAGAAAUCCCCCUGGAGCAGAGUUUACUUAAUUCAUCUGAGGAGCCAUCAGACAGAUUAUCACCCUUUCUUGCCACACGCCAUUUCAACUUGACAUCCAAAGCUACUUCAAUGUUCAUGGCCGGAAGUGCAGAAUCCAUUAUAAUUGGUGGUGGCAGCUGCCCUGCAUUGUACAUCGAUGGAAACCUGAACCGUGGCACAACAGGGCGCUCCAGUACUUUUGACAAUCUUCCUCUGUGUUCAGAAACUUUCCAGAUUAGUGUAUUGGAAGUUUGGAGCUUUCAGAACAUCAUGCCUAAUUGAGGACAUUAUUCUGUCUCUAAGAUUCUCUUCAAUUCCACCAAUUCUUUUUGGUCAGUUUUGUUGUUGUCCAGUGAUCUAGAUUCCUUUGAAGUUGGGAAUCCCUGUUUCUGUUAGUACAGUAUUAUUUUUAACCUUUAACCAUCUGGGAGUAGCAAAAGUAAACAACCCUUGGAGAGGAGGCAGUGACCAAAUCUUCAUGAUUACAUCAUUUGUAUGUUUGUGACUUGAAUUCCAUUAAUCAUGCACCUAGCUAGAGCAAAUAUUUCAGCCAUGUGUAUCUCUCAGAAAGUAAGCUAUAUUGUCCUGCUAAACUUUGAAAACUAGUAUGCCAUUCUAAUACUUCUAAAUUAAAUGUAUUAAUAUGUUUAUCAUGUUAUGAUGGGAAAUUAGGUUCCCUUGCAGCUUUGCAAACCAUUAGAUCACAACGCCCAGCUUUGACACACUGAUGAUCUCAAGUCUAUUUCAGUGAAGACAAAAUCCAACUCUUAUACUUGGAAUAAUGCUGCUGAUUAGAGGGAAGUGUCAGACAAAAGAAGAUUUAUCAAUACACAGUGUUAGAAGAAGUGCUUGUUUUAAUCUAAUUGGCUUAGCACUUUGUACAGACUAAUGCACAGCUUCCAGAGAGUCUUGUUUGUUUCACAUUCGUUCAAUAUAGAUUUAUGUUGCUCUUUUUAAGCAAAAUGAAAUUGUAGAACAGACUGCACAUUUUUCUUUUUACAGCCUCACACUAUCAAUUCAGAUGUCAACUUUCUGUGGAGGCAAGCAGUUUGACAGAUUUUUACAUGCUUCAAACUGAAUUAAUUCCUUCUCUGCAACAGUUAUAUGCUCACCUGCUUGGUCAACUUCUAAAUUCUACAAAGAUGUAGAGAGUCCAUGUUAAGGGACAAUCCAUUUUGUAUCAGUCUAGCCCAGUUUAGUUCUUGCCCUGGCUGGAGAAUGAAGCUAGUACCUCUGGCCUGUGUGGCCAAGCUACUAACUCAGGGAAUCUGGCAUUGCAUAUCUUUUAACUUGAUUUUUAAAAUUCAACAUGUAUAGUGGAAUUGCAGAAGUGUACAUAACAAUGAAGGGUUUCUUUUGCAGUAUUCUAAGUAUAUAACUUUUCAAGUAUAAAAUAUACUCAGUAUUAAUGCUAAAUUCUCAGAAGCAGCUGCUUGUUUGUUUACAUACAAUAGUGUCAGUGUCUCCUUGAUCCUAUAGCUCCAUAUCUUGACUAUGAAAGAUCCAUGUUAGUUUGGAAAUUUACUGUACCUAACCAUGGUGGAGUGAAUUGUAAUUUGCACCAUCAGGUAGGUAUGAAUUUUUAUUGCACAUGGGAUAAUGUUCAUGGCACAUACGUUCUUUCAACUUAAAGGAGAUAUUCAGAGUUUUACAGAUUUUUAAAAUAUGCCAGUUCAGAGUGAAGUUUACAUAUAUGUAAAAUAUUGCUUUUCCUGUUUUACAUUUUAAGAAUUCCAAUUCCCCACUUCUGCCAAUUCUAGAAAAAUGAAUUGAGAUAUCAGCUAUAACAAAUUAGAAGCUAAAUAUAGCUGACCGUGUACUGUUUAAGGACAUUGUGCUUGUAGGAAAUUCUUCACUCAGAGCUUGAUUACAAUAUACUGACUCCUGUAAAAUGUUGGGUAGAAGAAUGUUCUUACAUAUUUGUGCAUUAAUAUUUACAGUGCAAUUUCAGGGCCACAUGUUUCUUUCUUGUUAGUGAGUUAUUCAUUUGCAGUGCCCAGUGGGGCUGGUUCUUGGAUUGUAGGUCAUGCAAAACCUCCCCAUGGUGCCAUCGAGAUACCAGAAUGCUUAGACAAAAAAAAAUGGGUGUCCAGUUGCAGUGUGUUGAUGAACUUGCUCCUUCAAAACUGGACAUAGAAAUAUUGUGAGAUUGAACACAAUUCACCAAAGCUCAAAUGGUGGUCCACUAAUUGACAGUUCAAACUGAUUAGACAUAGUCAUAUGGUCAUGAAAUGCAAUCAGAGUAAUAAACAAUUGAGGCUUCAUUACAGACUGAGUCCGCUUUAAUUAUGAAGUAACUUGCAUCUGAUCUAAUGAAGAGUGACAGCUGGCUGUGGUCAUUGCCCUUGAACAGAGAAUGUACAGGCCUCAACAUCUACAUUAGUCUGUUCAGUCUUGGGGCCAGUAAUGCAGGAAUUGCACUUUCUAGGCACAUUGCUUAGCCAGCAGUCUCCAGACUAAGCAUUUCCCAUCAUCACUUUUUUUUUGUUUGAGUGACCAGUAUCAUUUUUAGUUAUAGAAUUUGAAGUUUAUGGAGUUUAGGUUAUAUUUCAGAAAUAACAUUUUAGAGAGAGUAUGAAUUGGUGGUAUUUUGUGUUGCUCAGUUUUGAGUUGAACUAAGUUAAACCAAUUUCAAACUUUAUUGCUUAAGUUUCUAAAUCUUCAGAGCUAUAGUGCAAUGUAAUUAAUCCCUAUCUUCGGUUAGGGUUCAUUUCAUUGAAGGUGCAAUACUUUUUUUUAAUCUUUUGAACCAUAUCUUUAGAAAUUUGAUGUAAGGAACUUUAAACCAUGCACUAUUCUGGGAUGUUUGCUAUGUAAUGGCUCAUUGAAACCAUGCAGCUGUCAGCAGUGUCAGGAGUGAGCACAGAGCAUGGUGCCUGGGGGAAAUUAGGGACAUAUGGUUGACUUUUACGAUCAAGACACUCUGUUUCAGUGUACUAAUGUGCAGUGUAUCUGUGGUUCAAUCUGAUUUUAAUGUUAUUGUGAAAGUAACCUUUAAAGUGCAUUGUAUUACAUAUAUGCAUAUAAUACUGAAUUUAUAUUAAUUACAUGGAAUUCAUAUGGUUUAAGUCAGACAAAAGAUAUAGUUUUGUAUGAAGAAAUGCUGAUAACUUUAGUUGGAAGUGUGUUGUCCCCAAUUUUUGCUGGUCUGUUACUCCUGCUGCACAAUCUUUAUGCCAUAUUAUGAUACAGUAAUGGAAAAGUGACUGCUGCCUGCAUUUCUCUUGAACUAUUGAUGUGUAAUGUUCUAAGCUUCAUCUGCACUGUGCACGCUUGACUGGUUCAGCUGUUACGGAAGUGUGACAGUAACGUCAGCAGUGUCAACUACUGAUGCACGUACCAUUCUGUAGCUAAUCAUAUCAAUGCAAGGGAUCCGAAUACAUUGUGAAGGUGUGUCAUUGUUUAUCAUCGUGAAUGGAAAGAAUAUGAUGGUCAACUCUGGGUGGUCUACAAUCCAAGUGCAUCUGGCUCAAUCUGCAAUGACAUUACCUGCUGUCCCAGCCAGCCACAAAAACUAAAAGAAUCAGCUGAAAAUGGAUUGUCUGUUUAUUUUGAAUGAAAUGUUUUACACUCAUGCUAACAUCAACAUAUACUUAUUCUUUUAUUGUAUGUUGAACUUUGAAGGUCUCAUAUCUAUUAAACCAGGCCUGGAUUUUUGUACUGUU